Labeo rohita (rohu) is the source of this 2935-nucleotide messenger RNA. Its product is annotated as zinc finger and BTB domain-containing protein 12-like. Gene Ontology annotation, molecular function: DNA-binding transcription factor activity, RNA polymerase II-specific; RNA polymerase II cis-regulatory region sequence-specific DNA binding; protein binding. Gene Ontology annotation, cellular component: nucleus. The transcript is spliced from 4 exons. The record is from RefSeq and is a predicted model, not a curated record. The coding region runs from base 471 to 1958 and encodes 495 amino acids. Gene Ontology annotation, biological process: regulation of transcription by RNA polymerase II. NCBI's taxonomy places the organism in Eukaryota, Metazoa, Chordata, Actinopteri, Cypriniformes, Cyprinidae.
UUUCAUUAUGCGAAUUCUAGCCGUAAUUGUUUUAAAACACACGGAGCGCAAUAGAAAAAAUGUAGGAAGGACCGAAAUCAGAAACAUAAAGACAACAGACUUCUGUAAACGAGAACGAGAUUUUAGUGUAAUGUUUUCGCUCGUCCAGUGAUGUGGAUGGAGAUGGUUUGAUUUCUAGACAUCAUGUGUGUGUUCGUGUGUUUUGUAGGAUUAUUUAUUUUUCUUCACUAAAUCAGUCAAGAUCAGAUCAGUGAGAUGUUUGUAGGGUAGUGAGGGCAGUGUGUUAAACAGCCUCUCUGAAACAAAAGAUACGACAGUGCCAGCUACUUUAGCUUAACACUGAUACAAACAAUAACACUGGUUACACAUAAUUCAUACAGCGAAGAACUGUGCUGCUGCUUUAUUGUAAAUAUGAAUUUAUAACUGAGGUCAUACACAUACACCCUUCAGAAUCUGCAAAAGGUGAAAACAUGGAUGUGGAUGUGGUGAGUUUCCGUUUGCCUGGACAUGGGGAUACCGCCUUGAGUAACAUGAACUUCCUGCGGACACAGCAGCACUUCUGUGAUGUCACCAUUGUGGCGGGAGGCAGGCGCAUGUUCAAGGGUCAUAAGGUUGUACUUGCUGCUUGCUCUGUGUUUCUCAGGGACCAGUUUCUCAUGAACCCCUCAUCAGAGCUACAGGUGUCAAUGUUGCACAGCUCAGCGGUGGUAUGUGAACUCCUCCAGUCCUGUUACACAGGGAUGCUGCAGUUCAGUGCCAAAGAGAUUGUGAACUACCUGACUGCAGCCAGCUACCUGCAGAUGGAGCAUGUGGUGGAGAAAUGCAGAGGAGCCCUGAGCCAGUACAUGCAGCCCCAGAGUUGCAGCCCAGUUGUGAAUGUCUCAACUUCAAACAAGUCUAUUCAGACUGUGAAAUCAGAAGAUUUUCCGUCAAUGCCAGUGAUUGUCAGUGUCAGAGGAUCAGAUGCAUCUGGCCACUUUGAGGGAGAGGACGAGCCUGAGAGUGACAUCAUUCAGGUACAGAUCAACGAUGAACUUCCAGACACAGAGAAGCCCCCCAGUGCUGAGGAGGAAGACAGAGAAGCUAUUGUCGUGUUAGAUGACCAUGAACAGCCAGACACUGUAGAGGAGCCCAAUAUGGAGGGUCAAGCCAAAGGCAACGGCUUCAGAGGGACAGGCCGCAUGUGGAGACGACGACACAGAGAGCACAGUGGAGGCAGAGGAAGAGGCUUUAAACACAGAAAGCGGUACAUAUUCAAAGACCGCAAGCAUUUGGGUAACUACCAGGAUUAUCAGGAGCACCUUCCACCACCAGAUGAGACCAUGAGUAAUUUUGGAGUGGACUUUCAGUCCAGUUACAAAUCCAAUCAGCAUCUCACAGAUGGUUCUGUCUUUGUUGAGUACAGGCCUGGAGAGGGACAAGGAGAAGAGAUCGGCUCUGAUGGAGGUCCUGCACUCUUUAAUGUGGAAGCUUCCAGUGUGGAAGUUGGGACACAUGCAAAUGAACAUGGAGCUGCUGACGAGUCCGUAGCAGUGGUGGGAUCCACAUCCUGCGUAACGGGACCAGUGGUGUGUGAGCAUUGCGGACUAGCGCUUUGCUCAUUGCAGGACUUAGCCAUGCAUUCCCUGGUGUCACACCGGCUGUAUGUGUGUCCAUGCUGCGGGAAGCAGUUCAGCCACUUUAAUAUCCUCAACCGUCACAUGAUUGUCCACCGUGGAGUUUCCAAGCUCCACUGUUGCCCCCUAUGCCAAAAAACCUUCACUCAAAAGUCAACACUGUAUGACCACAUGAAUGUACACAGCGGGGAGCGGCCAUAUGUGUGUGCAUACUGCCGCGUCAGCUUUGCCCACAGAUCUGCUCUACGUCGUCACCUAAUGGAGCAACACGGAAAGACCAUGCCCCAAAACCACCUGGAGAUGCAGCGAAACAAUAUGGGUGAUGUUGGGCUAGGGGUUUAGAUCAAAUUGAAAAUUAUAAUGAAAAUUAAAUUUGACAUUAUUUUUUUUUUUAAUACACUUCUAUUUUUAAUUUGCACAGCCAUAGAAAUGUCUUCAAAAUCAAUAUGUAAUAACUAUGCAUUUGAGCUCUAUAUCCUGGAAUGAAUGAGUGAGAGUUUGCCCAAAAAUGAAAAUUCUGUCAUGUUUUAUUCAACCUCUUGUCAUUUCAAACUUGUGACUUUCUCGACUGUCUUUCUACUGUGAAAUACAAAUAUUUAUUUAAUGGUUCUUGUCCAUGUUAUAAAAAUUACUGGGGUCCAAAAAUUGUGACUCUAUUAUUACAGGUGCCUGUUGGGCAUUACUGCAUGCUCCAUCAGUGCCUUCGGUCCAGCUGUGAUCUUUAAUAGAUAUUUGCCUCAUCAAUCACAGGACUUCUUCUGGUGGUGGGACAAUGGUCAGGAACAUCACCUAUUUUACAUUAUUACAUGUCAGACUAAUGUCUACAUAAGAUACAUAUCAGACAGUGCAUUUACCCAUUGGCUUUUGUAAUGGGUAAAUGCUUUGCUAAGACUUUGUUUCUUACUGCUGAAAUAUUGUUGCAUUUUCUCUCUCUUAAAAAACUUUGUUUUAAUAGCUUCCCCCAUAUUUAUUCAUACGAGUAAUGUUGUAUCUCAUGGGAGAAAAAAAAAAUAAUGGAAAAUUCUAAAAGAAUGGUGUGUUUCACAUUAAAUCUGAUAUAAUGUUACUCCUUUUAGUAUGCAGUGAGUUUAUAUAACAGUGCAUGCCUCUGUAUUUGUGUUCUUAGUAUUCUGUUUCCCUUUAGGCAAAACUAGCACUGGAAGGUCUGAACUAGAGCUCAUUUCAUCAAUACCAUCUAACGUUGUGGAUUGUUGCGGGGGUAGGCUUGUUCUGGUCUGCAGUAAAUCAGUUUUUAUCCACAAAGCUCAUAUUUGCUUGAUGUCACCUCUAAAAAUUCAAAAACAGAUUUAUAGUUUCUG